AUGAAGCGCUAUACCUCGUGUCUCGUCUUCGCCGCCUGGCUGUGCGUCAGCGCAAAAGCCGAAGAAGAUACCUAUGUUCCUCCCGUGCCGUUGCACGAGGCUGUGACAACGAGGACCACUGCCACGGACAUCAACGACGCUUCACUUACGGGGGAACAAACUAACGCCAGUCCUCCCCAGAGCGACGCCUCCAAGAUGAGCGAGAUCACAGGAGGCCCGGACGCAUCGAAUGCGGCCCCAGUCGCUGCAGAGAUGGGCGAAACCGCCAAUGAGCCCGCGCCAGCCGAAAUGAUGCAGUCCAAGAAGAGCCUCGUGACGGACCCAAUAGCUGAGAUGAUGGGUGGCGAGUUCAACACCGAAGUCAAUCAGAGGAUGGCCGAUAGCUUCCUCAGCGUUCGCUCACGCGUUCUGCGCCUUAAGGCCAAUCGUGAUAUGUAA
Messenger RNA from Eimeria necatrix, 438 nucleotides. RefSeq lists its product as hypothetical. The transcript has 4 exons. NCBI's taxonomy places the organism in Eukaryota, Apicomplexa, Conoidasida, Eucoccidiorida, Eimeriidae. Bases 1 to 438 code for a protein of 145 amino acids. The record is from RefSeq and is a predicted model, not a curated record.